Messenger RNA from Austrofundulus limnaeus, 500 nucleotides. RefSeq lists its product as uncharacterized. The record is from RefSeq and is a predicted model, not a curated record. Lineage: Eukaryota; Metazoa; Chordata; Actinopteri; Cyprinodontiformes; Rivulidae.
AUCAGGAAGUAGAGACAGAUGUAGCAGAGUUGCAGAAAAGACAGAGAACUCCCAAGCCUUUGUCUGCCAGGUAUUUAGCUGCAGAAAGAGGUGAGUGCAGCCAGACAACAUAUGGACCCAGCAAAUGUAAGAUUACAGCUAAGGCCGUUCCAUCACAGGUUCAGGAAAAGCGAGUCGUUUUCAGAGAAGAGUUAGAGCUACAAAGUGCAGAAGCUGAUGAGAUGGAUCUAGAUGAACCAGAUGAGGAGCCAGAGAAAUCCAUUUUAGAGUGUAAUGAAGUGAGCUCAUCUAAAGCAACCUCCCCUAGGGAUGAACCUGUGCCCAGAACACCGUUAGGGACCCUUGCACAACCAGAGGUUAUAGCUUCAACCCCAGACAACAUCACUUCUAAAAUCAUCACCAGGCAAGGCAGCAAAACACUGCAGAAAACUAGCAAAGUUAUGCCCUUGGUUACAGGAGCUACAGGUGAGGUCAGAUAUAAACCCUUCAGAUUAGGUGAU